Molecule: messenger RNA, 511 nt
Organism: Mesorhabditis belari
Lineage: Eukaryota; Metazoa; Nematoda; Chromadorea; Rhabditida; Rhabditidae
Source: the annotation of a GenBank genome assembly
AUGCUCAUCAACAAAACUGCUGUCGGGACAACUCCAUUGCCUUGUUCGAUCAGGGCACUCACCGCGAAAGAGACGAAUUACGAUGAAAAACCAGGGACACCGAAAAGAAAUGUCGAAGAAAUUGCGCUAAUUGACAUCGAUCAUCCGGCUUUCAGCAUGCAUAAAGACGAUUUUAUCAAACAUGAGUCAAUUCAAAUCUCUGCCGAUUGUAAGCAGUGUACAAUCACAUUGAUCAUCGGCGAAAUCGUUCCGUUUGAUGAAAUCUCCAGCGACGACACCAUCGAUGCAAAUCCAGUUUUUCCUUUCCUCAUCGACACCAAGAAUCCUACAAAUAUUCAAUGUUAUCUGGAAACGUUAUUAUAUGAUGAGGGUGAAACCACGUACACAUUGACCGUCACUAAUGUGCACUAUCACUUCAAUUUGAGUCUGACUGAUGAAUGGAAAGGAGAUAAUUCACCAUAUGCCAACUAUACAUUCGCUUUUACGGCUUAUGUAGCAGAGAUGAUCGUUG